AACAAUGGACACUAACGGAGGAGGAGGUGGCGCGAAAAGCACUAUCAGAUCUCAAAUCCUCAAUCUGAAAGAGAGAGAUUCAGAUCUCCUAUCAAAACCCCCGUCUUCUUUUCCAGUAAGGAAAAAGAGAAAAUGCAGAAAACGGCACAAUCGUGGUUCACGGGAGGCCCAACCUUCAACGACCAAAAAUCCUCCUCCUCCUCUUCCCCGUCUUUGCUAUCAGAUUGGAACGCUUACGCCGCUUCUCAGGAAUCCGAUUCCUCCGCUCCAGUUUUCGAUCUCGAAGCCGCAGUCCGUACCACCAGCGACAAAGUAUCCGGCACCUUCAACGUAGUUUCGAAAGGAGUCAGGGAUUUACCCGGGAGUUUUCAGUCUUCCACUAUCAAUGUUCCUUCUGGACAAUCUUUCGUGUACUUUGGUAUACUACUUGCUGCUGGAGUGUUCUUUGUCUUUAUUGCAUUCACCAUGUUCCUUCCUGUCAUGGUGUUGGUGCCUCAGAAAUUCGCAAUCUGCUUUACUAUUGGUUGUGCCUUAAUCGUUGCUUCAUUCUUUGCACUCAAAGGCCCUAAGAAUCAGCUUGCCCACAUGAUUUCUAAAGAGAGGCUCCCUUUCACUUUGGGAUUUAUCAGUACCAUGGUAGGAACUGUAUAUGUUUCUAUGGUGCUUCACAGUUACAUCCUUUCUGUGCUCUUCUCCGUGUUACAGGUCCUCGCUCUAUCGUAUUAUGCCAUUUCUUAUUUCCCUGGAGGAUCUACUGGGCUGAAGUUUCUUUCUUCAACUCUUACCGCAUCAAUACUGAGAUGUUUCGGAAGGUGAUACCAGUGCCUGGUUUUUCUCAUAGAUUAUUGUUCCCGUCAUACAUCUAUGGUUUCUUUUAUUUAUUUAUUUAUUUUUAAUUUUUUGGUGUAUGAAACUCUUAUUGAUCAAAAGAACUAGAAAGGGCAGAGCCCACAUAGUUUUUCUAAGAUAGAAAUGUUCCUUGGUGUUAAAUAACAUUCAGAGUAAUGUUUGAAUUUGAAA
This is a messenger RNA of Populus trichocarpa (black cottonwood), 1020 nucleotides long. Its product is annotated as protein transport protein SFT2. The record is from RefSeq and is a predicted model, not a curated record. NCBI's taxonomy places the organism in Eukaryota, Viridiplantae, Streptophyta, Magnoliopsida, Malpighiales, Salicaceae. Gene Ontology annotation, biological process: vesicle-mediated transport. Gene Ontology annotation, cellular component: membrane. Bases 133 to 816 code for a protein of 227 amino acids. The transcript has 4 exons.